AUGGGCUUCCUCGCCUUCCUACAGAGGCGGCAAAGCGACAAGACGUCGCUUUCCAGCUCGCCGUCUACAGCCACCCUCCAGCGCAGCAACACUCCGUCAACAGCGACCAAAAUCCGUAGCCGAAGCGUCGCCGACCUACUAGGCAGCCAACACACAUACCAUCCACAACACGCCCACCAACGAAGCGAUUCACGAACAGCUACUCCCCAACCCACCCAGUGGACAAUUCCCGACUUUAGCCAGCAACGAGCAACCUCUUCACAGUCCCAUAUACUACUCUCACCGAAAACAAGCGGCAAGAGAGCCGGCGCUCCUGCCGUUCUCGGUCGGCACGUGGAUCUCCUCGACGCCCAGGGGCAGCUAGGCCCGUCCGACUUCAAGGCUCGGCUGCAGGCGGCCGGUUCGCGCGAAUACGGCGAGGACGUGGCCGAGCGCAAUAUUGGACAAAAUGGGCUCCUUUUGGGCAGUCCAGCCGUGCAGCGCUUCUACGCCACCCGCUCCCUUCACGUCUCACAGAGGCGCCACACCAGCGCCCCAAAGGUGCGCAAAUACGCCCCUGCAGACGUCAUCCACGAGCAGCCCGAGUAUGAGGACGCAGCCCACCGGCCCAGCUCGCCCUCCUCGAGCAUCUACACGGCUCGAUCGAUGCCCAUAACGCGGGCCCGGGUCACGUCCAUCUUUGACAGCCCCGUCUACACCGAGCAGUCGCCGCGGACAGGCCGCCGCGCCAGUGUCGCCACCCUGUCGUACAUUGGCCGCCCCCAGCGGCAACAAAGUACCGGCCGCGAGGAGACAGACACGGAGGAGAGCGAUGAUGCAUUUCCGCCCUCAAUUCCUCGCUUCCGCCGCAGCGAGCCCGAGUCGAGCACGGAGCGCCCAGUGUCCGUGCUGGGCUCCGUCCGCCGCGCGCGGCAGUCCGCCGACGUCUUGAGCGCGUACAACAUGGGUGCGCCGUCACAAAGGACCUUGCUGGACAAGGUGCAUAAUUGCAACGACGGUGGAGCGCGUCCCGCAUCUCGCGAGAGCUGCCGCUCCCCGGCGGCCCUGCUCGCACGGCCGGUUUCCAUCCGCGCCACCCUCCAGCCGCGGCCGAACCUGUCCGUCGAAAACAUGCUGCGCUGGCGGCAGACGCUGGGCGACGACGAGGCCGACGAUGACGCGGACCAGCGGUCCCUCGCGACCGAGCGCGCGACCGAGAGCCGCGCCUCGCAACGGCAGUGGUCCGUUACCUCGACAGAACCGACAGAGCGCUCCGACGUGUCCAGCGUGUGUCCCCGGCCCGCGAGCCGCGCUACCGUGACCACGUCGGUUGAUAUGCGGUCGCUGCUGGACCUCGACGAGCACUGCCCCGAGGAGGAGAACGACGACGACUGCUCCUCCAUCACCACCGACGGCUCCAACGUCGACGCCUUUGUGGCCAAGCGUCAGCGCCGCGCCGCGCCCGAGGACAAGGCGCUGCUGUUCAAAGAGUCGCAGUUUUUCAUCGGCACCCGUGCGCUGCCGGGCCUCUUUGACGACAACGACGCGACACCCGUGCCGCGUGCGCAGGACCCCCUCAAUGCGCAGCUGCAGCAGCCGCAGCAUGACGAGGCACCAGCGGCGCCGCGUCACAGCAGACGCCAGGAGACGCGCACGCCACCGCCGCUAGACAUGCUGAUUCCGGAAGACGCUCGGCCCAUGUCGCGGCUGGGCGAGUCGCCCAUCGGCCCCGAGGCGGCCUCUGGUGGCUGGCGGGGGUUAGAAGAACCCGCAGCCGAGGACGAGUCGUCGGUGACGGCGACACCCGAGUCGACGCCUGGCCCGUUUAUUCCGCGCAUGUACCUAAACCAGCGGCAACGACUGCUCGCGCUCGGCUUCGACUACGAUACCGAUGAAGAGGACACCGACCUAACUUCCCUCUCCGAUGAAGACGACGGCGCCGACGUGAUGACGCUCAAGGCCCGCGUCGCGGCUGCGCCUGUGCUGCGCCCGCAGCGCCUCAGCGUUAUCGUUGAGGCCCCGUCGGGCGACGACUCGGCGGUGCGGUGGCAACGCAAUGAUGCCAAGAGGAUCACGCCUCACGGCGCCGCGCGCCGUGUCGAUGCGCCGUUGGAGGAGGAGGGUAACCUAGCCGACGUGGAGUACUGA
Molecule: messenger RNA, 2127 nt
Organism: Cordyceps militaris CM01
Lineage: Eukaryota; Fungi; Ascomycota; Sordariomycetes; Hypocreales; Cordycipitaceae
Exons: 2
Coding region: 1-2127 (708 amino acids)
Source: RefSeq, a predicted model, not a curated record